AUGAGCCGACUACCUUCAGAUAAUUUUCAAUCGCCAAGUUCAGAACAAUCUUUACAUCAAUGGCUUAUUAUUAUUGGCUUGGUCAUAGUUGUUUUAUUUAUAUUAUUGUUAUGUAUUCAAUGUGUCGCUAAAAUAUAUCGAAGUGCUAAUGUAAGCACAAGAAAUUCAAUGGUACCUCAAAUGAAUAGUCAUUUACGCUAUCCCAAUGUUCGAUGUGCAACAUCAAAAAAUUACGCACGCCAAGUAUUAAACAAAUACUCCAAUUAUCAACCAAUUCAGUAUAUUAAUAAUCCACACGAAAGAUCGAUUAUAUCAAUACAUGUUAUUUGA
Messenger RNA from Rotaria socialis, 330 nucleotides. NCBI's taxonomy places the organism in Eukaryota, Metazoa, Rotifera, Eurotatoria, Philodinida, Philodinidae. The record is from the annotation of a GenBank genome assembly.